Messenger RNA from Acanthocheilonema viteae, 864 nucleotides. NCBI's taxonomy places the organism in Eukaryota, Metazoa, Nematoda, Chromadorea, Rhabditida, Onchocercidae. The record is from the annotation of a GenBank genome assembly.
AUGAACUCGCCUGGACGAACCGCAAAUUCCUCACAAAUGGUUCGGCCGCGAAUCAUGUCUACAUUGGAACAAAGGACUGUGGAAAGCGAUUUAUUACAAUUAUCGAUCAAAAAGCCAUUAGAAGAUUCUGCAAAAAAAAAGGAUUCAAGGCUUCUGUGGAAUAGACGUUCCAUUAUUGGAUUGGUUGCACCGCUAUUGGCGUUUACUCUUGGUACUUGGCAGUUACAGCGCUUGCAGUGGAAGACAAAUUUAUUGAAAAAAAUAGAAGAUAGGAUGAAGCAGGAAGUUGUCCCAUUUCCAGAAGACAACUUGUCGUUACUGGAUGAUCUUGAAUAUGCAAAGGUGAGAGUAACGGGCGAAUUUCUUCACGACCGUGAAUUUUAUGUUCAGCCAAGACAACGAUUUGAUAAAGAUACAAGUAUAUCAAAAAAUCGACCUCCAGUGAAUAGUUUUGGGAGCCCGGGUGCGCAAGUUAUCACUCCGUUCAAACUCCAUCAAUCAGGUAACAUCAUUCUGGUCAAUCGCGGAUGGGUCCCUCCACAAAAAAUCACUCCUGAAAGUCGAAUUCGAGGACAAGUGCAAGGGCAGGUCACUUUUGAUGCAGUAGUUCGUCAUACUGAAAAGAGGCCCUCUUUCAUCCGAAAAAAUGAACCUGACAAAGAUCUUUGGUUUUAUACGAAUAUCGAAGAAAUGGCAAAAAAACGCGGCACACUACCAGUUCUUGUUGACGCAUGUUAUGAAUCCAGUAUUGAAGGUGGUCCAAUUGGAGGUCAGACACGAGUAACCCACAGAAAUGAUCAUAUGAUGUAUGCGUGUUUCUGGUUCUCAGUUGGAGCGGCGACUUUGUUUGGAUGGUUUCUUUAA